UGAGGAUUAGUGACUAGUACCAGUGUGCAGAUGUAAGGGCGUGUCAGGGUGUGCAUGGUGAUACGUCAGUGCAUCAACUAACACUUGGCAGCCGCGUUACUUUUAUCAGAUAAGGGAAGCCAGUGAGCAAAGGCGGAUAUUACCACACGCAGUACCCAGCCUAAGUAGGUUCCGGAGGGGAAUAGCGCGCUUCUUGUGUUGGCAGCGAUUACUGUUGCCGUUGUUAUCGUCCCGCUGGUUAUGGGGCAGGAGUGACACUUCAAUCACUCCGAACUAAUUGUGUGCUGAGUGACUUUCUGGAGUGACAGUCUUCGCGCCGUGUGUCUUCUGCCGGCGAGCGAAGGAGCAUGACGCGGUGGUGGGGUUUGGUGGCGGUGGUGGUGGUGGUGGUCUGCAGGGUGACGCAGGCAACGGAGGCAACGCAAGCUGCUGGGCCGCUGACGAAGGAUGAUCUGGAUUUUCUACAGCAACAGGUGGAGAAGGAUGAGAGACUGGACCAGGUGGCGAAGAUCCUGGAGAGAGAAGGAACUUAUGAUCCUAUGAAGUCGAGGGUGGCGCCUGCUCCUGACGGCGGUCCCCCCAGGGUGCAGCGCGGCCACUCCAGGGUAAAGAGGAGCUUCGAAGAUUUUGGAAAUGACCCCAUGAUGUCCAGGAUGGCGCCGAGGCAGUGGAAGCCUGACGUGGGGCCGUACGCCAUCACCGCAGAAAGGCUGAAGGAGAUACGAGCCCAAAAGAUGUACCCUUUCUUCGACGCGGAUCAGAGAGGCGGGAACGGCGACAUGGAAGUAAACAUUAACACACAGAACACUCAAGUCAACAAGCAACUAAACUUCCUCCUGCCUUUCUUCGGGUUUGGUCUCAAUUAUACUUGGGUUUCCCUCAACGGCUAUCUUGGGUUCUCGGACGCUCCCUUCAACUGGGCCAACUAUCCACUGAAAUUCCCCGUGCAGGACUGGCCCACGAGACCCGAUCCCUCCUUCAUCGGGCCCUUCUAUUCUAAGUGCAACAUAGGGGAGCUGCGGCCCGGGGAUGACUACAGCAAAAGGCCUGGUGUUUACUGGAGGAUGGCGCGCGAUCUGCCGUCUCGCGAGGACCAGUUCAGCGUGGAGCUUCGGGAGCGGCUCAUGUGGGACAUCCGGGAAGGCAUGGUGGGCACGGCGAUCUUCAGACCCAAGCACGCUAUCAUUGUCACCUGGAAGAACGUCACCUUUGCUGGCGGCUCCGUGAACACUGAUGCUAAGUUUGUGACGAACACCUUCCAGCUGGUAGUGGCCACGGAUGAGAUCAGAACGUACACUAUCUUCAAUUACGACUACAUGGCCUGGACGUCGCACACUGAGGCAGGAGGCUCUACUGACGAAGGCCAAGGCGGUGUACCAGCUUUUGUCGGAUUCAACGCAGGCAACGGCACGAGGUCUUACGAAUACACGCCAUACAGUCAGAAGCUUUACAUUCGUGAUCUCGCCGUAGCAGGAAACGCGAACGGCUUCCCGGGGCGACACAUGUUCAGAGUGGACGAGAAGAUUCUGGCGGGCUGCUGCAGGAGGGAGGAAGAAUUGAUGGAGUACCCGCUGACAUUCUCCCCGGAGCAAGGCAACAUGCUGGGCGGGACACUGGUGAAUCUAACAGGACCGUGCUUCAAGACCAGCUACCGCCUUACCUGCCAGUUCGAUACCACUGCUGUUGAGGGCUACAUCCUUGACGACAACCGCGCCACCUGUAUCAUGCCCCAGCUCUACGUGUCCGGCUAUGUGGAGUUCUCUAUCUCCAUCAACAACGGGCCAUACUACUGGAAGGGGAAGUUUUUCGUUGAAACGCCCCUAACAGCUCCUGAGGGUGUGUGGUUCAAGGAUGACAAGUAUCAGGACCACUCCCCGGAGGUGCUGCACAUAGAGUGGCUGGCGGGUAACCUCACCAUGAACAGAGAUGCCCAGGCCCAGAUUUCCCUCUACGGCUACAGAGAAAUUAGCAUCCGACCAGAGAUUGUGUAUAUCGACAUGAUGGUGGAAGGCAUCCCCAACACUGGAUCCUUCGCUCUCACCACGGCUGACUUCAUGAGCAGAGACAACACGCAUCUCCUGGACCUUGAGAUGGGCCUCGUUAUGAUCAACCUCACUAUUCCGGAGCCUUUGUAUGGUCUGGAGAAAUCGACGGCGGUGUGGUCGCGGCCAGUCCCCUUGGCGUGGUAUUUCAGGUUCCAGUGGGAGAAGCUCUUCGGCAGUAGCUGGCCGAGCGCAAUGUGUGACCGCUGGAUAGAGAACGACAGGAACCUUAGGAACUUUGCCUACGAGGUGGAGCGGUGUCCGUGCCUCCUGCAGCAGGCGGUGGCGGAUAAGGGGCGCUUCCUCCCUGACUUCUCCUGCGACAAGGACGGCAACACUCAAUGCGAUUACCACUUCGGCGCCAUCCACUGCGUCCGUACGGCUCUCCCCAACGAGGACGGGGCGGGCCAGCAGUGUUGUUAUGAUCGUGACGGCUACCUUAUGAUGACCGCUGACAAGAUGUGGGGAGGCAACCCGCACCGCGCCCAUAACCUUGGCAAGACGCCCUUCGAUGAGGCCAACAAGGUUCCGAGUCUCUCCCACUGGUACCACGACGUCAUUCCCUUCUACACGUGCUGUAAGUGGCAGGGUGAACAGUCUCCCGGCUGCGUCACCUACAGGUUUGAGCGUCGCGCCUCCCAGGACUGUGUGGGUUACCAGCCUCCUACUGCAGCCACUGUGUUUGGUGACCCCCACAUCUACACCUUCGAUGAUUUCCCCUACACCUUCAAUGGCAAGGGGGAGUUUGUGCUGGCCCGCGUGGACUCUGUGCGCCACAAGCUGGACGUGCAGGGACGCUUCGAACAGAUCUCCCCUAACUACUUGCAUGAAGCCAAGGGAUCCAUGCUGACGGCUGUGGCAGCUCGCGACAACAUUUCGUCCGUGGUGGAGGUUCGCCAACGCCCCAUUGAUGCCAUCUGGAGGUACCAUCUGGACGUAAUCGUGGACGGGCAGCGAGUGUACUUCGAUAGGUACUCCCAGAAGAUUCAGCAGUUUAGGGAGUGCGUCGUUUAUACACCAAGCAACGUCCUCAACCAGAGUCACGUGAUCAUCAUGUUUGCAUCAGGCGCAGGUGUGGAAGUCAUGGAGAACAGGGGCUUCCUCGGGACCAGAAUCUACCUCCCUCUUAGUUUUGCGAACAUCACCCGCGGACUCUUCGGAAACUGGACCUUUACUCAAACUGACGACUUCACGCUCCCAGAUGGCACUACAGGUCCUGUUUCUGAGGCCAGGGACAUGAAGGCGGUGCACGCUUAUGGCAUGGAGUGGGUGUUGGACGACAAGGAGCGGGAUUAUGUUGGGCGUUCUCUCUUUAACCACGACAACUACCGCUCCAGCAACUACUACUACGAUGCAGAUUUCGUGCCCGAGAUGGACAUUGAGCCGGCCUUGUCUAUUAAUGCAACCACGAGGAGUGAGGAGAUCAAAAGAGCGUGUGGCGACUCCUACCAGUGCCACUUCGAUUUCGUGGUCACACUUCGCCGUGACUUCGCUGACAUGACCAAGUAUUACCAGGACCAGUUCGUCAACAUCAAGCAAGUGGGGCUGGUUACCGUGGUGUCCUGCGGCGCUCUACCCACGCCCCCGAACGGCAGGAAAUCCACCUUCAACUUCCUGAGCGGCGCGGAGGUGAAGUUUGAUUGUGACCCUGGCUAUGUUCUGUUGGGCGAGCAGCGGCGGUGGUGCUAUGCUUCUGGAGACUGGAACUGGCCCGAGGACGGCGAGGCAACGUGUGUCACCGAGGCCGAGUACCUGACCAUGCAGGGCGGCAUCACAGCGGGCACGGUGCUGGCGGUUCUGCUCCCUGUCCUCAUCGCCCUUCUCUGCUACUCCUCCUACGUGCGCAACAAGGAUCGUAAGGACUAUCAGGAGCCUGCCUUCGUGCGUGCCGGCAGCAGGAAGAUCAACCAGUUCUUCAGAAACAGCAAUAGGAGGUACGGCUCUGAGUCGCGCCAGACGCCCGUGAGAGAGCCUUUGAACAGCGGUGGAGGGAGCAGCGUUGGGGGCAAGCGGACGCCAGACACGCAGAACAGCGACGACACCCCAGUGUAGCGGCGCAGCGCUGACUCGCGCCGGGCCUCGGUCGGGGCCUGGGCAGCGGGUACGGGAGGGCAAUAGUAGGUUACGUGUUGGACAGAGGGAACAGGCUGAGUCGUGCGUUGUCUGUCUGUAUCCUCAAACGCUUCACUUCUUCACCUUCAUUACUUUUUAGCAGUCUCUACGUAAUUGAUGUUGUUGGGGUUUUCAAGUGUUCUAAUAUUACUUCGCUUAGUCAUUUGGAGGAAACACUCAUGAGGAUCCAACUAAUCACUUCUGUGGGCCUUUGUAAACAGUCCUGUCGAGAACCCGCAGAGUUAACGAGAAUCAGGCGGGGAGCGACGCGAGUCAGUGUGAGGAGUGGUGUGUGGCGAGGCGGCGAGGCUACGGAAGGCGUGGCAGGGGCGAUGACAGGACAGGGAUACAGAGGACACCAUCACUUUCCACAUUCCCACUCGUCACCACCCUAUACCUGUAAUGUUAAAUAACUACGUGGACUUGAAAUAUUCAGUUAAAAAAAUUCAGUAACUCUCUAUGUGUGACCUCCAGACCUUGCAUUUGACAUCAUUGAAAGGUGAAUGCACUGUUUACCGUCCUGUUUACCUGUUCCACCUGUCCUCGUCACAUGCCGCGGCGGAGUGAGGGGCGUGCGGGGCUGGACUCACUCUCCGCCUCGCCUGUGAAUGUUUGUGUUUUUCCCUCACCCUAACCUAAGCUUACGUACGUCCCUUCCUUUAUAACAAUCAGGACAAAGCAUUACUGUGUGUGUGUGUGUGUGUGUGUGUGUGUGUGUGUGUGUGUGUGUGUGUGUGUGUAGAGGUUCGAUUGAUCAUCUUAGUCCUCUUGAUCGUACUUACUUUCUUAUUUCAUUAUUUGUUAUUAUUUUUUUUAGUAAACUGUCAUGAUAGAUUUACUUUUUAAUUGUUAGCGGUACAAUAUAUAGAGUUAGUUGUAUAGGCUUACUAUAUGUAGUUAGUAUUAUCAUCAUUAUUAGUAUAAGCAACACCUCAUUUUAGGGCACACUUCUUUUUCUUUUGUAUUUUUUUUUCUUUUUGGUACAAAGUAGAUGAUGUUAUGUCCUAAGAAAAAAAAAUGUAUGUAGCACAGACAGCCGGGUGGUGUGUGUGUGUGUGUGUGUGUGUGUGUGUGUGUGUGUGUGUGUGUGUGUGUGUGUGUGUGUGUGUGUGUGUGCCUUAGCGAUGGGUGGAUCGUGGAAUUAGGGAAAGAACCACCCCCUACGGAGCUGUCACGCCAAUUAUUUAAAUAAAAGUGACACCGAGACCUCAUAAUGAAACACUUCUGCUUCUCACCCCUUACUUUCAAAGACUCUAGUUGAAGUUGCACGGGUUUUAAGGAUGUUUUCACGAUUUAAAGACAGAUUAACAAACUUUCUAUUUUAGUGUAAGGAGAAACAGUCUUGAUAACUUGAGUAAUCAUCUGUAUGGCCUCUGAAGGUAGUCGCAGUGAGAGCAGAGCGAAGUGUUUCUGCAUGCAGGUCUGACAUCCACCCAGAGAGGACUUGUGAUUCUGUCGCUGCCCUCGGUGUGACCCUAGGGCCCCGAAUUCCUACCGUACAACUAUUCUAGCAUUUAUACUUACUUACUUAGCUCUUUGUUAUUUCUUCUGUUUCUAAAUAAAUGGUUAAAUGUCA
Portunus trituberculatus (swimming crab) is the source of this 5730-nucleotide messenger RNA. It is a transcript of the gene mesh, whose product is annotated as protein mesh-like. Bases 348 to 4094 code for a protein of 1248 amino acids. Gene Ontology annotation, biological process: cell-matrix adhesion. The transcript is spliced from 23 exons. Lineage: Eukaryota; Metazoa; Arthropoda; Malacostraca; Decapoda; Portunidae. The record is from RefSeq and is a predicted model, not a curated record.